AUGCAUCGUGGACGUUCAGCAGGAGGGCAAUCUUCUAUCAAUAGAUCGCCAAGAAGACCGACCGGUAGGAUCGUCAGCAGCGACGCACAUCUGAAAGUAUUUCUCAUUUCAGGUCCUUUCACUGAUGUUACUCGAGAGAGUUACAGAGACGUAAACGGAGAAAAAGAGAUUCCGAGAAGAUGUUUGGUGAUAAAGCGAAAUCAUCCAGAGCCUGGAGUAGAAAGAACAGAACUGCGUCUGGUUACUUAUCAGAAGUCAGGGACCAGACUCGAUCAAGCACAUAUUCUGAUGGAUGCCGCUCGCUACCUGCAAGAAAGAGCGGAUGAUGCUGACUAUGAGGACACUCGUCGUAGCAGAACCUAUUCGCGAUAUUAUAGUUCCACUCGUUCAUCCUCUGGUGAAAGCGGCAGAAGUGGCCAUUAUGGGGACCAAAGAUCUGGUUCAUCUUAUGGGACAAGCGGUCCUUCGGGAGAAGCCAAGAAAGCGGCCCAACUUGCAGAUCGUAAAAAGCUUCGUGAAACUUUGGAGAAUCUAGUGGCAUACUUCGCCCGCCGAGCAGAUGACAGCGGCGAUCGGGAAUGGUCAGUAAUCACUGGGAUUGCUGAGCGACUACUCUUCGAUGUUUCUGAGUGUAUCCAAACCGAGCAGCCAAUUAGUCACGACAUGAUUACAAGGAUUAGGGGUCUCAAAAAGCUAGCCAGGCAAGCCACUUUUAAGGUUAGUGCAACCAAAGUUUGGUUGUUCCUACUAGCUAUUUGAAA
Molecule: messenger RNA, 761 nt
Organism: Cylicostephanus goldi
Lineage: Eukaryota; Metazoa; Nematoda; Chromadorea; Rhabditida; Strongylidae
Source: the annotation of a GenBank genome assembly